GGAAUUUAAAUAUGUAAGAGUUUUUAUCUGGAACGUGACUUUUGCUAUUACCUCUGUUUUUAGGUCUAUUUUCCCCCAAAGCUCAGACCCAAUUCCUCUUCUUCCCUCCAAAUUUUUCUUGGGAAGUUGAAGUUUGUAAUCAAGGAAUCAAUCCGCGUGAUCUUCUCUCCCUUAUUGGCACUGCGUGGGCUCGGAAGCAAUCUGUUUCUGGGUGGAAUAUGAGUAUUAUCUGCUGGGAGAAAUCUGGAUACGGUGAAUAGUUUGGAGAAUAUUGCGCGAUACUCAUGGAUAAAGUCAAUAGCCAAGCCAAAGACAAUACCCAAGACAUGGAUUCAGGUGAAAUAGUUGUCUCCUCCAUUCGGGCUGGGAUGAAGAGAGAGUUUGCCAUGAUGAUGAAGGCGCAAUCAGAAAUGGGUGGGCUUCCAGCAGGCAGAAGGAGAAUGACUAGGUCGCAGAGUACUGUUGGUUCCAGCAAGGGUUACGUGCGAAGUGCUGACAAGGUUAGUAGGAAGGUAAAAGGGUCUGAAUCCAAGAAAAUAAAAAAGGAUGAAGGUGAAAAAUUGGGAGGGGAGUGUGUGAGAAGGUUGGAGUUUGAUGUUUUGGACUGCGACAAAGGGGAGAAGAGGGAUGCACCCCUGGUCGUGUCUAAUUUAGAAGAUGAUUCGGGAGGUUUGGAAGCUGAUUUAGUUGCUCUAGAGAGGAGGGAAGCAGAGAAAGUGGGGGCUGAACUUAGGGAAGACAUGCCUUUGGUCAUCGAGUCACCUUCUCAGGUUAGAGGUACUGACGGAGAUUCUAUUCAUGAAGAUGAAAGACCAGUUGGAGAAACAACUGAUUUGGUAUAUGAGAGAACUGAAGCGUCUACAAGCGGGUUGUUAGAGAAGCCGCUUAGGAGGUUUACUCGCUCAGCAUUGAAGCUGCAGGAUGAGAUGGGGUUAGGAUCAACGGCAGGGGUGGUAGAUAGUGGCGGUGCAGUAACUUUGACUACUAGCCCGUCAAAGUUAGAGAUGAAGAUGUCCAAGAAGGUUGAGUUAAACAGGAUCCCAACAAAGUUAAAGGAUCUUCUAGAGACAGGGUUGCUUGAGGGUUUACAUGUUCGUUACAUUCAUGGCUCCAAGGGGAGGAGGCGGCCAGAAUCUGAACUUUGUGGAGUUAUUCAGGGAGCUGGAAUACUAUGUUCUUGUGAUGAAUGCAAGGAAAGAAAGAUUGUCACGCCUAAUCAAUUUGAGAUGCACGCGCGUAGUGGAAAUAAGCGUCCACCUGAGUACAUAUUUUUGGAUAAUGGAAAGAGUCUCAGGGAUGUGCUGAAUGCGUGCAAGGCCAAUCUUUCAGAGUCUCUGGAAUCUGUGAUCCUGAAUGCCAUUGGUCGUUCAAAUUACACGACUGCUUUCUGCAUCAAUUGCAAAGAUUUGAUUCCUCAAGCUGGCGCUGGAAGAUCAAUGCUCCUCUGCGAUUCAUGUGUGCUGCCAAAGGAGUCUGAUGCCAGCGAUGCCCAGAUCAGUGACACCAGCCGCAGGUCUCCAUUGGCUGGUCCAUCUAAUCCCGCUUCCUCUAGUUGUCCGCCUGUGGUUCCAGAAAGUGCUCAAAUUUUUAAAGAUAGUCAACCACAAACGAAACGUCAAGGGAAGCUUACACGGAAGGAUUUGAGAAUGCAUAAAUCAGUCUUAGCAGAAGACGUGCUUCCUGAGGGUACUGCUUUGUCGUAUGUUAUGCACGGAGAGAAACGGCUUGAGGGUUACAAGAAAGAUGGGGCCAUCUUUUGCAUGUGUUGUAGAGAAGUGGUGAGUCCCUCGCAGUUUGAGGCUCAUGCUGGUUUUGCUUCCCGUCGAAAGCCGUACAUGAGUAUAUACACUUCCAAUGGAGUGUCUCUGCAUCAGCUAUCCCUCGAACUAUCCAAAAACCGUAAAUCAUCUACAGAGGAAAAUGAUGAUCUGUGCUCAAUAUGUGAGGAUGGAGGAGAUUUGCUAUGCUGUGAAAACUGUCCACGAGCUUUUCACACUGAAUGUGUCGGUCUCUCAGUUAUUCCCCAAGGGAUAUGGUACUGCAAAUAUUGCCAAAACAUGUUCGAAAGGGAAAAGUUUGCUGAGCGAGAUGCAAAUGCAAUUGCUGCUGGAAGAGUCCCUGGUGUUGAUCCUCUAGAAGCAAUAACGCAACGGUGCAUUCGCAUAGUUGGGACAUUCGAACCUGACAUCGGUGGAUGUGCCAUUUGCAGGGGCCAUGAUUUCAGCAAGUCAGGAUUUACUGCCCGCACAGUUAUUAUAUGUGAUCAGUGUGAGAAAGAAUACCAUGUCGGUUGUCUAAAGGAGCAAAACAUUGAUGAUCUGAAGGCGUUGCCAGAAGAGGAAUGGUUCUGUUGCACACCGUGCAGCAAUAUUAACUCAGCUCUUCAGAAGUUGAUUGGGGAUGGCGAGCAGAGGCUUCCAGAAGCUCUUUCAGAUGUUUUGAAGAAGAAAUGCGAGGGACAAGCUCUGCAGAAGAAUCCGGAGCUUGAAACAAGAUGGAGGUUGCUCCGUGGGAAAAAGGCCACAGAAGACACCAGGGUGUGGCUUUCGGGAGCUGUCACUAUUUUUCAUGACCGCUUUGAUCCUAUUGCUGAUGCCAGUACUGGCCGUCUUGACCUUAUCCCACAUAUGGUUUAUGGGAGGCACUUCAAAGACCAGGAUUUUUGUGGCAUGUAUUGUGCUGUAUUGAUGGUCAACUCGGUGGUGGUAUCUGCUGGAAUUUUUCGGAUUUUUGGAGAGGAAGUUGCAGAGCUACCCCUAGUCGCGACAAGGAGCGAGUGUCAGGGAAAGGGAUACUUUCAAACACUUUUCUACUGUAUUGAGGGUCUUUUAGCAUCCCUCAAUGUGAAAGAUCUGAUACUUCCUGCUGCUGAUGAAGCAGAAUCAUUGUGGAAAAACAGAUUUGGGUUUGAAAAACUCGGCCAAGAACAGUUGGAUCGAUAUAAAAAGAGCUAUCAAAUGAUGAUAUUUCAAGGAACUAACGUUCUACAUAAAUCGAUCGCCAAGGCCUGAGACCUUAACCCCUUCUUUAGUGCUGGUGGGCUGCUGUAUGUACAAUAUGAAAAGUGGUUCUCCCUUCUCUGCCAAAGCUUGUUACAAUUUUUUGUAGUUGGAUUUGUUCGUCGCGUAGAAUGUGAAAUGUGGAGGAUAGGAGGUAUACAUCCAGGCUUGCAGGUCCAACGUUUAGUGUAGGAUGAUUCAAAAUGUUGAGAGUACCAAGAAAUAUAUAUAUAGAGAGAGAGAUACUGCAAAAACUAACAUUAACUGGACCUGUCGUCUGGAGAAUCCCUUUUUGGUUUUUCUAAGCUAGAAUUAUAGUUGUUUAGGUGUUAGCUUAGGUUUUAUGUUUAAAGUGUUGUAUUUUUGCUGUUCAUAUCUUGGUAUCACAAUGUAUUUUUGUCCAACUCUUUACAAGGCGGCUGGAUAUUUAUUGACCAUUUGAGAAGCUAAUUUAAUUGUGGAAGAAAAA
Molecule: messenger RNA, 3468 nt
Organism: Sesamum indicum (sesame)
Lineage: Eukaryota; Viridiplantae; Streptophyta; Magnoliopsida; Lamiales; Pedaliaceae
Biological process (GO): positive regulation of transcription by RNA polymerase II
Cellular component (GO): nucleus
Molecular function (GO): RNA polymerase II transcription regulatory region sequence-specific DNA binding; chromatin binding; histone binding
Source: RefSeq, a predicted model, not a curated record